UAAAAGUCCUAGAUACCUAGUACAAGCUGUUUGCUUGUUUAGAAAUACGAGUUUACAUAUUGCAGAUUUUAGUACAAUAUACAAGUUUAGCAUUCUCCUACUGACUAUAAGUCAAUAGAAAAACAGCCAAAAAUGGCACCAAAAAGAAAAAAGAAAACCGGGAAACUAACAAAAAUGACUGAUGAAGAAAGAGCAAUUUUCCUUGAACAACAAAGAGUUGCUGAAGAAGAACUAAAAACAAAAAAGAUGGCACUGUUAACUCAAUAUCUACAAGAUAAACUUAUCCAUGAAGAAAAGUUUACUAAACUUAAUCAAGCAAAACUGACACAUUAUUGGCGAACUAUAAUGAGAGAGACGAAGUCAAAAGAAUUGAAAAGAACUAUAGAAAUAUUAUCACAAACAUUUGAAAGAAUCAUGGACCGGUAAAGCAUCAAUGUCUUAAAUUUUUUAUCAGUUUGUUUGUUCAAUAUUUUUCAAAGAAAAGAAAGUAUCAUCAAAACACUUGUUGCGGAUCUUAGUGAGGCAGACGAACAGCAUUUGAUGGCUCUGCGUUCUCAUCUACAGAAUGUAGAUAUUUUGAUAGAUUUACAAAAUCAAAGAUUACAUAAAUUAAAAACUAAUUAUGAAAAGGAAUUGCGCUCUUUGGUAGAAGAAUUCUUAAAAGAAGAAAACUUUACUAAGCAACAACACGAUAGACAAGUCAAUGACUUAAAAGAUAUAUUUGUUGCACUGGAUUCUACAUAUACUGCCAAAGCACAUGAAGCUGUAAUUGAUCAAACUAGUUUGAAGGAUGAUCUGAAGAAUAAAAGUUUGGAAGAAAAACAUACAUUGAGAAUAAAUUUGGAGAAUAAGGUCAAUAGUUUGUGGUCUGAAUUCAAACAGGCUUCCACUCAAUACACAACAACUACCAAUGAAAAAAAGACAUCUUUCGAAAACUUAAAAGCAAAAGAUGAACGUUCAGCUGCUGAAAUUCAAUUACACUUAAACAAAAUCCAAAAAAUCAAUGAUAAUAUAUCGGCUACUAGACGUCGUAUGUUAAAAACAUCUAAGGAAUAUGAAGAAAAAAAUCGCAACUUAAAAGAAGAACGUGAUAAGUUAGUUGUUCGAUUUCAAGUCUUGAAGAUACAAAUCAAUAAAUUACGUGAUCUACAACAUGAAAAAUUGGUUAAAAUGUCAGUUGAAAGUGGGGAUGCUAUAAAAAAGGUUCAAUGUUUAUUGGAAAAAGCAGAGAAGAUUAUUAAGUUAGGUGAACAGUGCAGAAAGUAUGAGACAGAAGAGGAAAAAGUUACACCAUUCUAUUCAUCAUCUUUAUCAGCGGAAGAAGAAAGUAUUGUGCAAGAAUCGUUCGAAAAAGAACAAAAUGAAGAAAUGACGAAGAUAUUAAAACGAUGCCUUCCACUUGAAAUGUUUUGGAAAAGAUUUAAUAAAGUUCAAUUAGAUCGUUUAGCAAUAAUUAAAGAAUACAAUAUGUUAGAACAAGAAAACAUUCAAUUAAAAUUAUUAUUGAAACAAUAUUUAGAUGGUAUAUCAGUUAAUAGUGAAGUUAUAUCUGGUGAUAAUUCAUUAAUUGUUAUAAAUGGACGAUCAAAUUUAAAACACAUGAACAUAAUAGAUGAUCCACGAAUCAGAUUGAUAUCUACUGAUGAUGAUAGUGUACAGCCGAAAGAAAUAAUAAACUAUGCUACUACUCCCGCUGCAGUUGACUAUCGAAUAAGGCAGACAACAUAGACAAAAUGAUUCUACAACAAGAAUAAUAUAAAAUCCAAGACAAGACAUAACAAUGAUGAGGAUUUUAUGUGAUUUACUAUAUGCCUACAAAGUUAUUCAAUGCUGAAUCAAAUUAAAGAAAUGACUGAUAUAGAAAUAAAUUGUUCAUAAUAGA
Molecule: messenger RNA, 1882 nt
Organism: Schistosoma margrebowiei
Lineage: Eukaryota; Metazoa; Platyhelminthes; Trematoda; Strigeidida; Schistosomatidae
Source: the annotation of a GenBank genome assembly